AUGUUUGAAACGAAAAAUGGAAAUGCAGUGGACACAGAGGGCAGGAAGUUGAAGGGAACCAUCCAGAGGAGCACGGAGACAGGUCUGGCUGUCGAGAUGCCGAGUCGGACGGUCCGUCAGGCCAGUCACGAGUCCAUAGAGGACAGCAUGAACAGCUACGGCUCCGAGGGCAAUCUGAACUACAGCGGCAUGUGUCUGGCAUCUGAUGCCCAGUUCAGUGACUUCCUGGACGGGAUGGGACCCGCCCAGUUUGUCGGGCGACAGACGCUGGCGACGACCUCCAUGGGUGACGUCGAGAUCGGGCUGAUGGAGAGGAACGGCGGUCUGGAGGUGGAGGUCGUCCAGGCCAGAGGACUCACCAUGAAACCAGGCUCCAAGGGACCUCCCGCGGCCUACAUCAAAGUUUACCUCCUGGAGAACGGCAGCUGUGUGGCCAAGAAGAAGACCAAGUCUGUGAGGAAGAGUCUGGAUCCUCUCUACAACCAGGUCCUGGUCUUCUCUGAGAGUCCACAGGGGAAAGUGGUGCAGGUGAUUGUUUGGGGCAACUAUGGACGAAUGGACCGCAAAUGCUUCAUGGGUGUAGCUCGAAUCCUGUUGGAGGAGCUGGACCUGAGCACGAUGGUGAUUGGCUGGUACAAGCUCUUCCCUACCUCCUCCAUGGUGGACCCAACAAUGGCGCCACUUAUUCGCCACUCCUCCCAGAUGUCCCUGGAGAGCACCAUCGGGCCGUGCUGUGAGCGAUCCUAAGACUCACGCAGAGAAAUUCAUUUUUGUUGUUGCGAGACGCUCUUGCUGUUUGGACACAUUUUUAUACAGCCUGUCGACCUGCGCCAGGGUCAACGAGGGGGAACUGCCCCUGGAGUGGGUUGGUGUUCAGUAUCUUACACAAAGGCACUUCGACAAGUCCAACCACGCCAGGGAAUCAAUCACUCCCCUCCUCUGGAAAUUAUUUUACAAAUCAGUAGGUAAUUCUGGCUCUGACUGGAAAUGCGCUGUAUUUCUUUUGAUAUUGUAUCAGACUGUUUUCCAGAGACUCGUGGGAGGCUCAUUUCUUUUGUUGUUGCAACGGAUCGCCCCUCAGACUUACCAGAACUUUUUGCUCUCCUCAGAUCUCUUUGACGAAGAAACAAAAAAAAAAGCUACUUAAUGAGGAUACUUCAAAGAGGGGCUCAGUUGCCGACAUUGAUCACAUCCUAUUGGGACCACGAUACACUGCGGGCUCAGCUUCGCUUCAGCUACGCGCCUUCUUCAGAGCUACCUUUGAUUCUCACUCCCAGGACUGCUUGUUGUCUUUCGGUGUCCUCAUUAAGGGGCUGGAGGGCCCCUGAGUGUUUUCUGUCCAUCCACAAGUCUGGAAAAAAGCGGGAGACUGUCCUCAGAUUGUUUGAGACACCUCAGCCUCCCAGUUUGCAGGAGCAUGGGGUCGACAGGUUGUACGUGAAUGCAUCUGUGCGCAGCAGAACUACGGAAGACUUUCAGAGAAGAAUUAGACUUAUUUGUUGUAACCAAGCGAGACAUCUUGGUUUCCAACACAAUGACUUGAGCUGUUUUUCGUAUUUUUUCUGUCAGACAUUUGGCCCUCCGGUGUUCUGCUGGUUUUCUAUCCUCCCAGUUUGUUAGCACUGUAGUAAAAUGCUUUCUACCUGCACUGCCAGCUGUUAAAUUGGUUCCUUGGUGGAUCAAUUCAGUUCAAAAAGCAAGUUCUGAGUUCCCAAAGACCAUGUGCCAUAAUGAUCGAAGGGGCUGUACGUUUUCAUUGCAAACGAUGAAGACAGCUGAUUUUACUGAUAACAGUUGUUUUUGGGGGGUUGGGCACUUUUAAAGGCUCAUUUAUACUCAACAUUAGAUAUGGAAACAGACUAAACAGAGCAGUACCACCAGAGAACACAAGGGGCAGUGUAGCAAGCAAGAGGACCAUGGGAUACGAGGAUGGAAUUUCAACAAAAAGCAGAAUUUUCUGAGGAGAGCCUUUGCGAGUUACUUAGAAACUUCAGGCACAGGAGGAGAUUGGAUUGGAAGUUGGACAAUAGUGAAGAGAAAGUGGACGAAAGAGCAAAGACCACUUUGUUCAAGCCCACAGUGACAGUUUCAUUGUUUAAGAGGGAUUCUUCUCUUUUCAAACAUAAAUGCAGCAUAAAUGAGCCUUAAGUCAAAUCAGCCAGUGUUUCGUUUGGUAGGAAUUAAAACAAACCCUGUGGAAGAAAUUGUGACUCAAGACCCUGUUCAACCUGGUGGUUCGUCAAAUGUAUAAUCUGAUCGUCUCAACCACUUCAGCAGGUGAUUCUGUUUGAGCCAAUUCUGAUUAAUUGAAAUGCUAAAAUAAAUAUAAAAGCGUUUGUCUUCCCAGACAAUUUAUUUCACCCACAACCUUUUUUUUUUUCUCACGUGCAAAUUAACUGAAGCCCAACGUGGAAACACUCCACAACAAAUUCAAAUAUCUGGUGAUUUAAUAGAUUAUUUGAUUAAAAUUACAAUUCAAAAGAUCUUACCACAGAUCUGUGAGACUGUCUUUAUACAAUCUUACUAAAGAACCAUCCAGGUUUAGAUGGGCACUCAACUCCACUUGGUUGUGCAGGUUACUACAAAUGCAGGGGGCAGUAUUCUACCCAUAAUGCAGCUCUGACGCAGGAUGUCGCGGUUGUAUCCGACAGCCUGGAGGAUAGUGGCCUGGGGCUGAAAACUCGCUGUAUAUCCCAGUUCAACUGUAGUUUGAAACGCUUUUCAAUUAGCUACAACUCUAGAAGUAGAUUUUUAACAUUCCUCCUCCCUCUUUCAAAAAUAAAAAGGCUUUGGUUAACGAUUAUUUAAAAAAAAAAAACAGGUGCUACUGUGCCAAUCUCAACCAGCGAGUGUCUUCUUCUUCCCUCCUCUUCUUCACUUACCUAGCGGCAUGUGCCAUCACGAGGAAGGAACAGAAACAACCACGUGAGCGCAGUAUUCAGAGCUGUGCGGGGAAGCAGCCCUUUCAUUCUAAAUUACAGCCCUAAUCCACAGACGGCGAAGGCACAUGGUGAUUAACCGUGCUACGACUCAGAGCGGAGUGAGGGGAGAGAGAGGGAGGAAGAGGAAGCAUGAAAUGUUCUUUGCAUCAUCCGAACAAAGGAUCUGUCUGGACCCAUGUCAGGUUUCACCGAUUUCAGAAACAAGGACACAAAAAUAGGAAUUUAAAGGGAACACAAUGUGCACAACGUAGAGACAUUUAUAGUUUGUUGAAUAUCAGUAUAUAUGUAUUUAAUUUGGGCACUUUACGAUUCAUUUAUAAUGAGUGAAUUCUACGGUUGUUAGUGACCUUUGGAGUCAGCCAAAGUUAAUCUAUAAGGACUUAGUUGAUUUAUGUUAAAAACCCAGAGGGAGGGAAAGGAUAGCAUUGCUAGGUAACCGUAAGCUUGUAGCAUUAGCUGUUAGCAUCCGCAUGACUGAUAAAACGUCUUAGUAAUUAGCAGACAAACCGAUGAGGCUGAGCAUGAGCUAAAUGCUACACAGAGAGAGGAGAAACUUUUAACUGUACUUUGGGUUUAGAACCAAUGGAAAACAUAGAUAUGUAGCAAUUUAAGUCAGAUGUUUUACAACAGUGUCUGAAUUUUCAUUUUUUGGCUUAUUUUCCUUUCACAGACAUAAAGUGAAAGUUUGAACACGAGGUCGAAAAACAAGAAAGAAAGAAAAAAAAAAAAGAGACAGAUAUUUUGCUAAGUAAUUUUUGUGUUUUAACUUCGAGGCAAUAUUUCAGACGAAAAAGUCUCUCACGCUCAUCAACUUGAAAUCAAACCGUACAAUUUGGAGUAUUUGACUCUGUUUUGCCAGUAGCAGUGUUGCAGGGAUAUUAAAUCUAUUUCCAGACAAAUUAGCAAUAAUCACCACAACAUCCAGUCGUUGCUGUUUUUUAGUCGCUCUGUACAAACUGUGGAAAAUGACAAGCCAGUGGUUUUCACUGCGGUGAGAUUUGACGAGGCAAAUUAAGUUACGUGCUUUUGUCCAGGGGGAAAAGAAAAAGUUAGCAGCAUCAAGAUGAUUUAAAGGAGACGUGUCCAUCGCUGCAGCUCCUCUUUUCAGCCUCUGUCUCAAACACUCGGUUUCUCUGUCUCUGUAAGGCCCGCCUCUUGAUAAAGCCCAGUCUGCUCUGAUUGGCCAGCCCGUCCACCCUGUUGUGAUUGGUCAGCCUCUUUCAGCACGUGUACCUGAUUUCGUCAGAGAAGCCACGAGGCAAAUAUUAUGCAAAUAUAGUGAAUCGUGACGUCACAUCACAAUUCCCCCGGAAGUGUCGGCCGGACUUCUGACGAGCUGUUUCAGGAGCUUCAGGGUUUUCUGUGGAGGAGAGGAGCUCAUUCACAUCCGUCUCCUUUAAAACAUCUUGAAAAAUCCGAUCAUAUGAAAACUGAAAACCACUUUUUUCAAAGUCUGUCAUUUUACUGUGGCACAUUCACGUCGUUAUCUUUAACUCAUUAACUCUUUAACUCAGAGCGUCGUGUAGUUUGAGGAUCGCUGUAAAAAAAAAAAACACCGUUAGCUAAAAAUGUAAUUCCCUGUUUAAGCUGAAAAUCUCAGAUUUGAAAAAUGCAGGAUCGUUUUUCAUCAAGUCAAAUUAAAUUUGAGAAGCAUGGAUUUUAAUGUAAUGACUGCCUGGUAGCUAGAACAAGAAGGUUUUUUAAUAAAAGAGAAUGAAUUAAAAAUGGUGAUAUUAGAAGAGUUGAAUAACUGAAAUAUAUUGGAAAAAUCACUCAAUGUCUUUGACUGUGACUUGAGGAAUGUGUUUUUUUUUUGUGUCUGUGAUCUUAUGUGCCAAAAUUCAUCCGAGGGCUGAAAUCCCAACUGAGGAUUAAUGAGAGAGGAACGUUUACACAAGUGGCAUUCAAUUCUCAAUAACCCAUAACACAGUGCAUUCUGGGUGAAAGAAUAGCGACUGUGGCGUAAACAGGAAGUUAUAUUGCAUGAUAAUGAGCUAAUUUUACUGCAGAUGAAAGGGUUUUUGUGAAUUAACAGUGGUAACCAUCCCAGACGUUUCCCAUCUACGGACAUCUAACCUGCAGCAGCUGCCUUUAUUACACGCGCAAAAGUAUUUUAUAAAAAUGAAAUACCAUCUAAAGUACUUUCUUAACAGUUCCUCUCGGGGCGGAGCAGCAUGGCAGCAGUAGUAUGAGCAUGCACGCAGUGAGCGACGGGUCGUCUACGAUGGUUACGUGUGCAGAUGUUGGAACAGACGUGUACACGCCGACCCAUCUUCUUCUCCGACUGCGUUACAGAGAGUUAAUGAAUGCCGACAUCGUGUUACGCGUUAAUGUUUGUUCACUAAAAUUGAUUGUGUCAUUUUGUUCUUCAGCAGCUUCUUGUUCACUUGUCUGAGUUUGUUCGAGACGAUGAUUCGUAGCUUUGAAGGGAAACGAUGAUCGGCACCGAAAUGUAAAUGUUUCUGUUUGGUUUUGCAUUGCCCCAUGUUGUGAUUGUAUCCGCCACAUGGAUGUUAAUUAUUAUUUCCACUUCUGUCAAUUGUAAUGUAAGUAGAGGCCUUAAACACACAGAUAUACAUUUUGUCAGGGCUAAGGACUAAGAAAUGUCACGUGAGAGUGAAUCGAAAGCACGCAAAAAAAAAAAAAAAAGUUUUACAGUGUCACCGUUUCACCCCAUCGCUAAAAGUAGUUCAAGUCAUCGAUGGAAACGUUUUACUCUGCGAAUGUUCUGAAUGAAUUUCUGACACACAGGUUUUUCAACAGACUCUUUGGUGUGGGCUUAAUUUAACCAACUGAGCAAAAAAAAAAAAAAAAAGAAGGUUUUGCAGCUUAGAUAGUCAAAGAUUCUGAUUCUAUUUCUUAACAGACUUAUUUUCUAAACUUAGAAAAAUGAUGCUAUUGUUUUCUUUAUUGAUGUUUAAAUGCUCAUAAUGGUCUCAUGUGGUUUCAAUCAA
This is a messenger RNA of Paralichthys olivaceus (Japanese flounder), 5896 nucleotides long. Lineage: Eukaryota; Metazoa; Chordata; Actinopteri; Pleuronectiformes; Paralichthyidae. The record is from RefSeq and is a predicted model, not a curated record.